AUGAGGGAAAUCGUCCACAUCCAAGCCGGGCAAUGCGGAAAUCAGAUUGGAGCCAAGUUCUGGGAGGUGAUUUCCGAUGAACAUGGUAUUGAUCCGACUGGGGCUUACCACGGCGAUUCCGAUCUGCAGUUGGAGCGCAUCAAUGUCUACUACAAUGAGGCUUCUGGUGGCAAAUAUGUGCCGCGUGCUGUUCUUGUAGAUCUUGAGCCCGGUACCAUGGACUCCGUCCGCUCGGGACCAUUUGGCCAAAUAUUUCGCCCGGACAACUUCGUAUUUGGGCAGUCUGGCGCUGGGAAUAACUGGGCCAAAGGUCAUUACACGGAGGGUGCAGAGUUAGUGGACUCUGUCCUUGAUGUGGUACGAAAGGAAGCUGAAGGUUGUGAUUGCCUACAAGGUUUCCAGCUAACACAUUCCUUAGGUGGCGGGACUGGCUCGGGUAUGGGAACGCUGUUAAUUUCAAAGAUUAGAGAAGAGUAUCCCGAUAGAAUUAUGAACACCUUUUCGGUUGUACCUAGCCCCAAAGUAUCAGAUACGGUGGUGGAGCCGUAUAAUGCGACGCUUUCCGUACAUCAAUUAGUUGAGAAUACUGACGAAACCUAUUGCAUAGACAAUGAAGCAUUGUACGAUAUAUGCUUCCGUACUUUGAAGCUGACAACACCUGCGUAUGGAGAUUUAAACCAUUUAGUAUCGGCUACAAUGUCGGGCGUAACGACCUGUUUAAGAUUCCCUGGUCAACUGAAUGCGGACUUGAGGAAACUAGCUGUUAAUAUGGUGCCAUUCCCGAGGUUACACUUCUUUAUGCCUGGUUUUGCGCCGCUUACGUCACGUGGCAGCCAACAAUACAGAGCACUGACGGUGCCUGAACUGACACAGCAAAUGUUUGAUGCCAAAAAUAUGAUGGCUGCUUGUGAUCCGCGACACGGGCGGUAUCUCACUGUGGCCGCCGUGUUUCGCGGACGGAUGUCGAUGAAGGAAGUGGACGAACAGAUGCUUAAUAUUCAAAAUAAAAAUAGCAGCUACUUCGUCGAAUGGAUUCCGAAUAACGUCAAAACUGCUGUAUGCGAUAUUCCACCUCGAGGCCUCAAGAUGUCUGCUACGUUUAUUGGAAACACGACAGCUAUUCAAGAGCUAUUUAAGAGAAUAUCUGAGCAAUUUACGGCAAUGUUUAGACGAAAGGCUUUCCUGCACUGGUAUACCGGUGAAGGCAUGGAUGAAAUGGAGUUCACAGAGGCUGAGAGUAAUAUGAAUGAUUUGGUUUCUGAAUACCAGCAGUAUCAGGAUGCUACAGCAGACGACGAGGGCGAGUUCGAUGAAGAAGUCGAAGAAUAA
Zerene cesonia (dogface butterfly) is the source of this 1329-nucleotide messenger RNA. RefSeq names its product tubulin beta-4B chain. Gene Ontology annotation, biological process: microtubule cytoskeleton organization; mitotic cell cycle. Gene Ontology annotation, molecular function: structural constituent of cytoskeleton; GTP binding; GTPase activity. Gene Ontology annotation, cellular component: cytoplasm; microtubule. Bases 1 to 1329 code for a protein of 442 amino acids. The transcript is spliced from 2 exons. NCBI's taxonomy places the organism in Eukaryota, Metazoa, Arthropoda, Insecta, Lepidoptera, Pieridae. The record is from RefSeq and is a predicted model, not a curated record.